ACAAAUAGGGCCGUGAAUAAAUACAAAAACAUUAUAAAAAUAAUACUGUUGGAGAAAAAAAUUCGAACUCUUACCCACUCCCUUAACACUUUUGUGUGGCAGGAUUAGCUUAUCAUACAUUAGUGGGUGUAUGUGUGUGUAAAUAUGGACUUUUUUCAGGGUUACGUUGAAAAAACCCAACCCUGAAGGCUGAAGGCAAAGGGCAGAGUCGCUCUCCUCCGCCACCAGUCGCCCGCCGCACCCGCCACCGUCUUCCGUCGUCGUCUUUACUCCUGGAACUGUGAGGCUAUUAUAAUUUCAUAAUUCUUUCAAAUGUUAGUCAAAGGAAAAAAGGCUGCUGGCAGAGGGGAAGAGAUGGCUGCACUUUAUGCAUUUGGACCUCGUGAAGAUGAUGCCAUAAUUAAACAUAGGCUUCUUACUCGCACCACUACCACGAGGGGUGAACCACCACUUAAGAAGCUUCAGAAAAAGUUUACUUCAUUUGCUCUUGAAAUUGAGAAAGAUGCGGAUAACAUUAGUGAAUGUGAGAGACUAUACAAGACCUUUUUACAAGAAAUGGCUACCUUUGAAGUUCCACUUCUCAAGAGUAAAGCUGUUGUGGAAGCUAAUAUCCGAGAGAAAGAGAGCUUUAAUGAGCUCCAAGGAGAUAUCCAACGGCAAAUAUUGCAGGCCCAGACUGAUAUUGAGGAUUUGAAGAAACAACUAGAGGAGAGCAAAAUUGAGAGGCAACACAAGGAAGAGUGUGAAGCAAUCAGAAGGUUGAUUGCGUUGCAGCCUCCUAGAUCAGCGACACAAAAAAUUAUUUCAGAUCUUGAGAAGGAAAUCGCAAUGUUAGAGGCCGAGAAUGCUGCAGGAAUAAGGACCCUGGACCUUCGGAAGAAACAGUUCUCUCUUUUGUUGCAUGUGGUGGAUGAAUUGCAAAGCACUAUUGAGGAUGAUCAAAAGAACUUCGCAGACGAGCUGAAGAUUGUAAUGGAAGAGCAAAGGUUUAACAUUGAAGAUGUCAGUGUUGUUUCAGAGGCCAUGGCUGUAGAUUGACUUCUGAAAUCCAUAGAAGCAAUAUUCCAGGACAAAUUAGGUUUUUACCCAUCACUCAACUCUUUUAUCAUGAUUGAUAUCAUGUAGUCUUAUGGUGAAUCUUAUGCAGGAAAAAUCUAAAAGAUCACUUUUUGAGGUUAUUGUAAGGUUGUUGUUUGACUUUGGAUGAUGAACAUUUCUUUGCUUAUCAUUUGCAGGGUUAUUUUUGACUCUGACCGGAUUGAAACAUUGAAAAGUAUUAUUUAAUACAACAUUUUGGAAGCUGUUAUUCAUC
Messenger RNA from Dioscorea cayenensis subsp. rotundata (Guinea yam), 1312 nucleotides. RefSeq names its product THO complex subunit 7A-like. Gene Ontology annotation, cellular component: THO complex part of transcription export complex. Lineage: Eukaryota; Viridiplantae; Streptophyta; Magnoliopsida; Dioscoreales; Dioscoreaceae. The coding region runs from base 313 to 1038 and encodes 241 amino acids. The record is from RefSeq and is a predicted model, not a curated record. Gene Ontology annotation, biological process: mRNA processing; mRNA export from nucleus. The transcript has 3 exons.